Molecule: messenger RNA, 1983 nt
Organism: Dovyalis caffra
Lineage: Eukaryota; Viridiplantae; Streptophyta; Magnoliopsida; Malpighiales; Salicaceae
Source: the annotation of a GenBank genome assembly
AUGGGUUCUUCUGCUCUCUACAGAGCAUCAAAAACCCUAAAAUCACAAAAAUACUUCUCUCUACUACAUACAUAUUCCAAAUUCAAUCCAUUCCCUUCUGCAUUUACAUUAAACGACAACAGUUUUGGACUAGCCCGUGAUUUCUGCUCCAAUUCGCGCCAAAACAGCAUCGAUUUGAGCCAGUACCCACCUGACAAAAUCAGAAACUUCUCUAUAAUCGCUCACGUUGACCAUGGGAAGUCAACUCUUGCUGACCGGCUUUUGGAGCUCACUGGGACUAUUAAAAGAGGGCAUGGCCAGCCUCAGUACCUCGAUAAAUUGCAGGUAGAGAGAGAAAGGGGAAUAACAGUUAAAGCACAGACAGCUACUAUGUUUCACAAGUGCAACAACAAUGGCUCAGACAUUAAUGAUGUGGACAAAGCAGCGAAAUUUCUACUAAAUUUAAUUGACACGCCUGGUCAUGUCGAUUUUAGUUAUGAAGUAUCCAGAUCCUUGGCUGCUUGCCAGGGUGCACUUUUGGUUGUUGAUGCUGCACAAGGGGUUCAGGCCCAAACUGUGGCUAAUUUCUAUCUCGCUUUUGAAUCUAACCUUGCUAUAAUACCUGUCAUUAACAAAAUUGACCAGCCAACUGCUGAUCCUGAUCGCGUCAAAGCUCAACUAAAAUCGAUGUUUGAUCUUGAACCCAGUGAUUGUCUUUUGACAUCUGCCAAAACAGGGCUGGGUCUUGAGCAAGUUCUUCCCAGUGUGAUAAAGCGGAUACCUCCUCCUCCUGGGAAUAGUAAUUCACCUUUGCGUAUGCUUUUGUUGGAUUCUUACUAUGAUGAAUACAAGGGAGUGAUUUGCCAUGUUGCCGUUGUGGAUGGUGUGUUGCGGAAAGGGGAUAAGAUUUCAUCUGCAGCAACUGGUCAUGCAUAUGAAGUUGCAGAUGUAGGGAUCAUGCAUCCUGAACUUACUCCAACUGGAGUUCUUCUAACUGGACAGGUGGGGUAUAUUGUUAGUGGCAUGAGAUCAACCAAAGAAGCACGUGUUGGAGACACCCUACAUCAUAACCGAUUCAGUGUAGAACCUCUACCAGGUUUUAAGCCUGCAAGACAUAUGGUGUUUUCUGGUCUCUAUCCAGCAGAUGGAUCUGAUUUUGAUGCACUGAACCAUGCUAUAGAGAGACUGACAUGCAAUGAUGCCAGUGUCUCUGUUACGAAAGAGAGUAGUUCUGCACUUGGUCUGGGUUUUAGAUGUGGUUUCUUAGGCUUACUUCACAUGGAUGUUUUCCAUCAGCGUCUUGAACAAGAAUAUGGAGCUCAUGUGAUUUCUACCGUUCCUACUGUUCCGUAUAUUUUUGAGUAUUCUGAUGGAAGCAAAGCACAAGUUCAGAAUCCAGCUGCGCUGCCCUCUAAUCCCAAAACCGAGUUACAGCUAGCUGGGAACCUACAAUAUGUGGGGCCUGUUAUUACCCUUUGCUCUGCACGGAGAGGCCAGCAGUUGGAGUAUUCAUUUAUGGACAGCCAACGGGCCUUUAUGAAGUAUCGACUGCCUUUGCGGGAAAUUGUUGUUGAUUUUUACAAUGAGUUAAAGAGUAUCACGUCAGGAUAUGCAUCAUUUGACUAUGAGGAUUCAGAAUAUCAGGAAUCUGAUUUGGUGAAACUUGAUGUUCUCUUAAAUGGACAACCAGUUGAUGCUAUGGCAACUAUUGUUCACAAAUUGAAGGCACAACGUGUUGGUCGUGAACUGGUGGAGAAGCUGAAGAAAUUCAUAGACAGGCAAAUGUUUGAGAUAACAAUCCAAGCUGCAAUUGGAGCUAAAGUUAUUGCAAGGGAGACGGUUUCGGCUAUGCGAAAAAAUGUUCUUGCAAAGUGUUAUGGUGGAGAUGUUACUCGAAAGAAAAAGCUAUUGGAAAAACAAAAGGAAGGUAAAAAGCGAAUGAAGCGCAUUGGUUCCGUUGAUAUACCUCAGGAGGCUUUCCAUGAAUUGUUGAAAGUGUCUUAG